AUGGCGGCCUCCCAGCUGGCAGCUCUGGAGGAAGCUGGGGAGGGGGAUGCGGAGGAGGCACCCCUCAGCAGGGCAGACCCCAGCCUCCUGUACUCGGAGGGCCAGAGGCUGGCACUGGAAACCCUCCUGAGCGAUGGAGCGGGGGCCUUUGCCUCCUGCCUGCUCAGGGAGAAGCUCCCGCCCUUCCUGGCGGCUGAGGAGGUCCGGAGCCUAGAGACCCAGGUGGAGGACUGGACUGUUGAGGACCAGGACACCCCGAAGAACGAGAGAGGGGUUGAUGGCCCGGAGCAGGGGACCCUGACCUACUUCCCCACCCGCUCCGACGAUCCGCCCCCGGACCUGGGCUUGGGCUGGUCAGAGGCCCAGCCCUGGAAGGGAAUCACCCGAGCACGUCUCUACACCCAGCCCCCUGGGGAUGGGGACCCCUCCAUCAAGGAGCUGGUGAGGAAGGCCAUUCAGGAGGCCCGGAAGCUUGUCGCCGUGGUCAUGGACGUGUUCACGGACCCUGACCUCCUGCUGGACCUUCGAGAGGCCGCCAGCCGCCGAGGGGUGCCUGUCUACAUCCUCCUAGGCCACCGCCACCUCCCCGCCUUCCUGGCCCUGGCCCAGCAGCUGAGGAUGAACCCCCGGGCCAUGGAGAACCUGGAGGUCCGCGUCCUGAGAGGCUGUGACUUUCAGAGCAGGAGGAGGAAGCGCGUGACGGGGGACAUGAGAGAAAAGUUUGUGUUGGUAGAUGGAGACAGCGUCAUCACAGGCUCCUACAGCUUCACCUGGAGUGAUUCCCGCUUACACCGACACCUGGUGACCCUGAUGACCGGGGAGAUUCUGGAGGCCUUUGAUAGAGAAUUCCGCACGCUCUAUGCCACCUCCCAUCCGCUGGCCCCUUCCCCUUCCUCUGGCCCCUUCCUCAGCGUCCUGGAGGGGGUUCAGCUGGCCCGCAGCCCCCACCACAUUGCCCGCCGCCGCUCUGUUGCCCCCGUCCUCCUGCCCCCCCAGGACGAAGCACCCCAAUACCAUCUGAUCACCUUCCAGACCUCCAAGGACUCCAAGAGGCCCUCCCCCAGUGGGCCCGCCCUAAGUGAUAUCUUGAGGAAUAUGCAGAGGGUCCGGCCUGCCAAUGGCCCCUCUGCCCGGCCCAGCAGGUCCCUCUGGGACCUGAGCUGCCUCUCCCAGUUGUCGGAGUCCAGUGAUGGGGAUGGGCGACUGGGGAGAGAGCCAAAGAUUCCGUGGGCCACCCAAGACACACCCGCCAUGGCUCUGAUGAGGCAGCGAGGGGCCAGUGAGGACACCAGAGGCUUGGGGCGACGAUGGGCCAACCCCUCACGCCCCGUGGCCCCCGGGAGAUUCCACUACCCAUCCCACUCCUAUCGGAGGCUCGGGGAGGAUGCCGGGCAGCAAGGCCGUGGGCAGCUCAACUGGGCCAGCCAGGGUGCCAACCACUGA
Dromiciops gliroides (monito del monte) is the source of this 1443-nucleotide messenger RNA. RefSeq names its product family with sequence similarity 83 member E (gene SACK1E). NCBI's taxonomy places the organism in Eukaryota, Metazoa, Chordata, Mammalia, Microbiotheria, Microbiotheriidae. The coding region runs from base 1 to 1443 and encodes 480 amino acids. The transcript has 5 exons. The record is from RefSeq and is a predicted model, not a curated record.